UUUCUUCGGAGUUAAACUGUAGAACUGAAUUUUAGGAGGCCAUAUUUGUUUACGUUUUGUCAUUUGUGCCAAUUUAAAAAAACGGGCACAAUUCACAAUUCCUUGAUAAAAUGCAUGUCAGAGUAAGAUUUUUUGGAAAACCUGACACAAUUGUUGUUGUAGAAUCUAAACUAACGAAGAUAGAGCAGUUUCGACGUAUCAUAAAAGAAAAGUUUGGUGUUGAACCCAAAUUUCAACGUUUAUUCUAUGGAGGGAAAGUGCUUGACAAUGGAUACACAUUUCAUGACUAUAAUAUCAAACUUAAUGAUGUUGUCCAAUUGAUGGUGAAAUGUCCAGAAGAAAAUGUCCAAAAAGAAGAAAUAAAAGAGGAACUCAAUAACACUGCACCCAAAGAGUCUGAAGAAAAGAAAGUUGACUACAAAGAUGUUACCAGCACAUUGUUUGAAGUUGGUGAUUUAGUAGAUGUACGAAGAGAUGAGGGUGCAUGGUUUGAGGCAAAAAUUAUAAGAAUAGUGCUAGACCCUAAUAUUACAGACAUUCCCAAAGAUAUAUGUGUAUAUGAUAAAAAUGAUGUUGAGAAUCAGCCUCCAGGAAAUAGUAAAAAGAAAGGAAUUGAAAAGUUUUUUGACAAACAGAUGAAAGAUAAGUCCAAAACUAAUAUUAUGAGGCAAGAAGAGCAUUUACUAUUUCAAGUACAUUUUGAAGAGUUUGAGGAUGAUUCAGAUCAGUUUUGUAAGUUAAAAGAAAUUAGGCCAAGAGCACGAGAUAGCAUUGAUAUUAAAGAUGUGAAACCUGGAUGGAUGGUUAUGAUCAACCACAACAUUAACAAGUCAUCAGAAAAAGGCUUUUGGUAUGAUUUUAAAGUGGAGGAAGUAAAGAAAGUUAGAAGAGGUUAUGAACUAGUGGGAACAUUAUAUCUUGGUCAAGAUGCGAUACCUCAAAAUGACACUAGAGUCCCCAUUCAUGAUAAAAUAUUUGCAAUAGAAGAAAUUGUUCCAAUAGCAAAACGAUCUGAGGAGUACAAAAAGUUGAUUUCUAACCCUCCUGAGCCAAGAUCGAAACCUUUAAGGUGUACAGCGUGUCGUGAUGAUGAGGAUAUAAAUUGUAAGGAAUGUGGCUGUUACAUCUGUUAUGGAAAGGAAUCACCUGAUGAGAUUAUUCUCUGCGACGAGUGUAACUAUGGUUUCCAUAUGAAGUGCUUGGAUCCACCUCUAAAGGAACUGCCCGAAGAAGACUGGUAUUGCCCUUCUUGCAAGAGGGAUACAAACGAAGUGGUUGCUCCAGGCGCCGCAAAGCAAAUCAAAAAGAAUACCAAAAGUAACAGAGAUUGGGGCAGAGGCAUGGCAUGCGUUGGCAAAACAAGAACCUGUGCUAUGCCUGCUAAUCACUUUGGUCCGAUUCCUGGUAUCGAAGUCGGAAUGUGUUGGAGAUUUAGGAUUCAGCUUUCAGAGUCUGGGGUACAUCGACCACCAGUUUCCGGUAUACAUGGUCGCGAUGUUGAAGGCGCUUACAGUAUUGUUCUUGGAGGUGGAUAUGAGGACGAUUAUGACAACGGAUAUGAAUUCACAUACACUGGAAGCGGUGGAAGAGAUUUGUCAGGCAAUAAACGGACUGCAGAACAAUCGUGUGAUCAAACACUUACCAGGGAGAAUAAGGCGCUGGCACGUAACUGUGCUGUGAAAGUGAUAAGCGAAAGCGGAGGUGACGCUGGUGAAGACUGGAAGCAAGGCAAGCCUGUCCGUGUUGUCAGGUCCUACAAGAUGAUGAAACAUUUUCCCAAAUAUGCGCCAAAGGAAGGCAUACGUUAUGACGGAAUUUACAAGGUUGUCAAAUAUUACCCGGAAAAAGGACUUUCGGGGUAUCAGGUGUGGAAAUAUUUACUACGUAGAGACGACCCUAAUCCCGCCCCUUGGGAAGCUGACGCAAAUCAAUAUCCUAUUAUCUAUCCAGAUGGUUAUCUUGAAGCAGAGGCUGAGAAAAAGGCACUAAAGGAAAAAUCCAAAAAGAGUAAACCCAAGAAAAGAACCAAAGAAAAUGACUCGUCAGAUUCUGACUCUCCUCGUCCGACUAAAAAACGUAAAGUUAAAGAAAAUGUUGCAGCAAAAAGAACCUUAAAAGAAAAUAAUUGCCUUAAAGAAGAGGAAAGGGAAACGAAAAAACUGAGGACCUCGGAGUCAAAGAAAGGCGACAAAAGUGCUUCCGUGCCAUCGAGCCCAAAAAUACCGGACAUAUUCAAAAAAGCUGCCAGGAGUCCCAAAACCAAGGAAAAUGCAAACGGACUAACUACUGGAGAGUUGGCUGUCAUUAAAUCUGAUUCUUUGAAUACCAAAUUGUGGAGCGAAUGUGUUGACAUAUACAAAGAACAUGGAAAGAAGGAGUUUAUAGAACACGUAACUCAAGUGUUUUUGUGCAUCAUUUGUCAAGACGUCACUGUUUCACCUGUUACCACUCCAUGUCUACACAACUUUUGCAUGGCAUGUUUAAAGCUGGCUUUUAAAUCAACGGAUUGUCAGCAGUGUCCAUGCUGUAGGCACAACUUGUCCAAAAUGGAACUAACUCCAAACGAAAAUCUUAAAACUGCACUUCGGACUAUUCUUGCCGGCUACGAUGCUGGUAAGAAAUAGUUGUUUUGUUCCUUGCAGUGAAGUCUCUAUGCGAUGCUUAUAUUUUUUUAAAUAUUUGACAUUUUGAAUAUUAUUUAUUUAUUGUUUAUACAAUUUUGACAUUUAUUUAAAUAUCUGCUCAGCGGUAUGUGCGAGUUUGUAAGUGAUACCCCUACGUGGCUUUGUCUCUGUAAAUUUUGUUUUUGUCAUUAAUUAGUCGAUCUAUAUUCGUGACAGAGACAACCCUGUAAUUUUUGGUAACUUUGACAAAUUAUUUAUUUCAGGAUAAUACAACAUUUUUGAUUUAUUGCUGUUUGUAUAAGAAUUGUAUAGAGGUUUCACUGUGUGUGUUUUUAUUACGAUGGUUUUGUUUGUGUUUUAAUUUUUGAUGGUAUUAUAAGUGUUAAGCAUUAAGUGAAGGCGUAUGAACUACCUCUACGAUCUGUGCUAUAUUUUAAGUAGAACUUUAAGCACAGACUUUGUUUAGCUGUAUUAUUAUUUUUUAUUGAUAACUUUGACGAUUCUUCAGUGUGAGUUGACAUAGAAUUACGAAAGUUGCGAAACCUUUCAAAUUCCCUUAUGGAUCCUUUAGGACGAUAUACCAGGAGUAAAAUAGCAUGGUUUUGGUGGCCAUAAAUACCAUUCUUUAUAGAAAUUACGUCCGAUCCAUAGUAACAAUGUUAUGUCAGCCCAUACAAAGACACGAACAUUUUAAUUGCCACUAAUCGUUUGGUCAAUUUUAUAGAUGAUUGGGAAAGCACAAGUACCUACUAUGAAAUAUUUUUUUUGUGGUUAAAAGAUCUUUAAUUAUGGUAUGACUGUUUUGUUCGAAAUGUUUUAAGUUAAUUAGUCAUUUGCCGGGCAUAAUUGGUUUUCGGUUAAAUGUUGAAAUCGAUGCAUCUUUGUAUCUGAUUAAACGUUAAAAAUUAUUGAUUGAAUAAUUGAAUGAUUUAUUGUGAUAUUGAUUCCGUACUUGGUGAUGAAUAUGUAUGAUUUUGUUUAGAUUAAGUGUUCACAAUUGCUACAA
This is a messenger RNA of Pieris brassicae (large cabbage white), 3630 nucleotides long. RefSeq names its product E3 ubiquitin-protein ligase UHRF1-like. Gene Ontology annotation, biological process: protein ubiquitination; negative regulation of gene expression via chromosomal CpG island methylation. Lineage: Eukaryota; Metazoa; Arthropoda; Insecta; Lepidoptera; Pieridae. The transcript has 16 exons. Gene Ontology annotation, molecular function: ubiquitin protein ligase activity; protein binding; metal ion binding. The coding region runs from base 111 to 2624 and encodes 837 amino acids. The record is from RefSeq and is a predicted model, not a curated record.